UUCCUGGUUUCGGCUAUCAGGUGUGUGGGACUGUAGUUUUUGUUUUGAUUUUUUUUCUCUCUCACCUAAGGCAGAAAUCUCCUGGAACGAGUUUCGAUAGUUGGGCCAGGGGGUUGGAGAACAGGUGCCUUGUCACUUUAUUGUACCUGGACACUAUGCCAUACAAGGACCUAAUAACAUAUUGGCACGAAGGGGUUCUAGAAGCAGAUAAAAAGAAUUAUGAUUCAUCUCUCAAAAACUUUGGAAACAUUGACGACCCGCCAGCCAAGAUUUGGUUCAACAUUGGAUGCAUCCAUCUUCUGAAGGGCGAGCUGGAGCAAUCCCUGGAGGCAUAUAAUAAAUCAGUUAUGAAGGACCCCUGUCUGGCUGUUGGGUAUUUCCAGAGGAGUUACGUAAACUUCAAGUUACAAAGGUAUGAGAAAGCAUUAUGUGAUUGCCAUCAUUCGCUGGCUCAGCUGAGAAACAACAAAGUGAUUGAUUAUAAACAGCUGGGACUCCACUACCUGCUGUAUUCCUGGGAGAUUCUGUAUAAUACUGCGGUAAUCCUGUGUUACCUGGGAAAGUGGGAGAAUGCCCACGAUAAACUGAAGGAAGCCACCGGGUGUCUGCCCGGAGAGGCCAGAAAUUGUAAAAUUGAAGACAUGCUGGAUGCAGUUCAGAACCAUGUCUUCCUGCUGCCAGCGCACGUUCCUCAGGAGGAACUUUUCAAACCUAAAAAGGAGGAAGUUGAACAAAUAAAAUACAAAGACUUCCUGGGUAAACCGAAGGUCAUCUCCUCUGUGGUUCCCAAUGAUCAGUACAGCGGAUUCGAGCCCCUGCGUCCCCAGAAACCUGGAUUUUAUGAGCCAUGUCCUGAAGCAAUCCUCGGUCAGGAUGCUGGGUAUCAUCGUGUUUUGGUUCAUUAUUAUCCAGAGAAUUCUAGCGAAGUGUCUGUGAAAGCAAAUACCAUUCUGUUUGUUUUGAACAAAGAUGGAGACUGGGCCACCGGCAUCCAUGAUGGCCAGAAAAUAUUUAUUCCAACGAAUGUUCUGGAACCUGUGAACAACACUCCCAAAGCAGACAUUAAGAAAGUGGUAAAUGGGAUUCCUAUGCCACCCAUGAAGACUCCUCCUACUAGACCAAAAGUGACGCCAAUCCGAGAACAUCGAGGAAAUCUGAUAUUUCCAGAGGGAAUACCACCUCGGCCAGACGGAAAACCUCCAGAACCACAUAUGCUGAAUAAUGGUAUCCCAAGGAAAGGUUUGGAGGAAAUAUCUGCCCUUUCUACUGUAGACCCAGUGUUGGUGGAAUCAGAUUUUCCAAGGACAGGUCCGGUGGUGGAGAGGCCUACUCCUCAUAGAUUAUAUCCAGUAGUAGAGAGAGAUGUAACAUUUCUUGAGAAAACAAUGCCUUUAAAAUCAGAUCCAUUAGUGGAGAGAACCGCGCCACUAACAACAGGUCCAGCUGUGGAGAGAGCUUUGCCACCAACGACAGGUCCAGCUGUGGAGAGAGCUUUGCCACCAACGACAGGUCCAGCUGUGACUCUAAAAAACAAUCCAACAUUGGAAAAAGAUGUCCAUAAAAAAACAAAUCCAGUUGUCGAGAGAGCUGUACCUCUAAGAACAGAGCCAGAUGGGAAGAGAAAUGUCUUUCUAGGAUCAGACUCAGCAGGGGACAAUUCUUUCCCUCAAAAACCGGAUCCAGUGAUGGAGCAAGAUGUUUUUCUCAAGGGUGGUUUGGGAACAAAUCAAAACUCUGAGAAGGUCACACAGAACACAGUGCCUCCACCUGCAGAGGACAAGGAGAUAACACUAAAGAUUCACACGGAAUUCACUGUAUCACUGAAAAUCCACAAGGAUAUCGCCUACACAGAGCUCCAGGAUCUCCUGCGGGACAAAAUUCGACAACAAGGAGAACAAAUGAGAAUCCAGCUGAGUUACAGGGGUGCAGCUGGCAGCUCGGUGACCCCAGUGAGGGGGGACGGAGAAUUACAGAAUAUAUUGAAACAAGCCCCCACCAAGCGCCUAAUGUUGCACUGCAAGGAUGCCAAUUGCUGCCUAGGACGGCGUAUCCUGUAUAGUAUGAAAGCAAUCUAUGAAUAUCCCGCAGAGGGUCCAGAAGACCUCACCUUUAUUGUAGGAGACCUUAUCGACAUCCUCUCAGAAGUGAACGAAGAGUGGCUCGAGGGGCACUGCAAUGGGAAAAUCGGGAUUUUCCCUAAAUGUUUUGCGACAAGAUUUGAGGACGAUUAGAUUGUUCGGAGGACCUUAUCAACUGCCACCACAAUCAAUAGCAACCAGAUCUAAGAAAACCGAAGAAGAACUGACCGAAUGGGAGAUCAAUUCUACAAGAAGAUUUCAUUAUUAUU
Molecule: messenger RNA, 2347 nt
Organism: Pelobates fuscus (common spadefoot toad)
Lineage: Eukaryota; Metazoa; Chordata; Amphibia; Anura; Pelobatidae
Gene: NOXA1
Product: NADPH oxidase activator 1
Exons: 16
Coding region: 156-2231 (691 amino acids)
Biological process (GO): superoxide anion generation
Molecular function (GO): protein binding; superoxide-generating NADPH oxidase activator activity
Source: RefSeq, a predicted model, not a curated record